Asparagus officinalis (garden asparagus) is the source of this 1704-nucleotide messenger RNA. RefSeq names its product F-box protein At1g10780. Lineage: Eukaryota; Viridiplantae; Streptophyta; Magnoliopsida; Asparagales; Asparagaceae. The record is from RefSeq and is a predicted model, not a curated record.
CUUUCCCCCUCGCUACAAAUAAUAUAGAAUUUUUCCAGAUACGACGCAUCACGGCCUAUAAUUGCUUGUCUCAUUAUAAUAAUAUAAUAAUAAUAAUAUAGUGUAUUAUAAUGUCUUCUUGCUUCAAGCUCUACCCCUCAUUGACUGUUGGCUUGAAAGAGGAGUUUGAAAGCCUAAUAAGCCCGGUGAGGAGCAGCUCAGCCGGCGGCGAUCCUCAUCCCUCUCGCACCCUCUCUCCUCCUCCUUUGUCGACCGCCAUUGAUCGAGGGGCAGGACCGAUGGACGCAGUACCCGAUGCCAUUGUUCAACAAAUCCUCUCCCAAAUUAACAACGCUCGAGACAUCGCGUCCAUCCGCUGCAUCUCCAAGCAAUGGAAGGACUGCAUCCCCUUCAUCCCCUCCCUCUUCUUCCCUCGCUCCUCCUUCGAUUCUAUCCCCGUCUCAGAUGCCGCCAUUACCCGAAUGAUCUCUUCGGCUUCCCGUCUCGAGGAGCUCAUCAUCUACUGCCCCUUCUUUGUCUCCAGCCUUCAGUCCUGGCUCUCUCUCCGUAGCCAGACCCUUCGAAUCCUCGAGCUUCGAAUGGACCCGAACAUGGAUUCUGACGAUAAGCCCGAAACCCGAAAUGCUCUUGACUGUAUAGGGCUAGUGAAAGGAUUGGAGGUUCUGAAACUCUGGGGGGUUUCGAUGACGAAGUCGCCGAACUGGGGAGAUUUUAUGAAGCUGCACACUUUGGAGAUUGUUGGUGCAGCGUUGAAUGAUGAUGCUUUGAGUGCUGCUCUCAAAGCUUGUCCUAAUUUGACUGAUUUGGCGUUGUUAGGGUGCGACGGGGUUGAAUCAGUUGUGAUUGAGACAGAGAGCUUGGAGAGGUGCAGGCUGGAUUUUCUUGGGCCGGGGGCUUCGCUCAUUAUUAGGUCACCGAGGAUUAGGGUUCUUGAUGUGCAAGGUUUCAGUUGGAUUCGCGUCGAUAAGAAUCAUCGGUUGGAACGACUGUCAAUUGGAAAAAACUCAGGUAGAGUGUAUAGAGUAGACAUUGGAAGGCUAGCAGUGCUUGAAUAUUUGUGCAUAAGAGGCAUUCAAUGGGCUUGGAAUGCGAUUGAGUCCCUUCUUCGAUGCGCAAGUGAGGUAAAGCACCUCAUUAUGAAGAUUGAGUUUUGUGGGGAUUAUGAUGCCCUUCAACCUUUCCCUGAAAUUGACUUGGUUGAAUUCUUCAAUGGUCACCAAAAGCUGAGAAGUUUUGAAAUCCAUGGGGCAAUGUUUGCUGCACUUUGUCAAAAGAACAGUCUGAAGAAUCUGGACUGGAGGUUUAAUAUCCCUUGCUUGGAAGAGGUUCUUGUUACAGUAAGGUCACCGUUGAAUGCAGAGCAAAAGCUGAACACUCUUGAAUCAUUGGUUAAGUACAGUGAGAAGCUAAGGAAACUGGUUAUUAGAAUUUCCGGGAUGAAGGGUGUUCAUGACGCUGCUGAUGCUUUCUUUGAAGAGAUAUGCAGAUUGCAAAUCAUGAAUCGGAGGAUAGUUUACAUUGAAUAAUGUUGCACAUCUCAGAUAUGGUUUUCUUUUGAAUUUUUUUCGCAUUUCAAUUUACAUGUUGCAUUUAUUAUUGGCUGCAAACUCCAAUUGGUAGAAAGAAGGCUGAUAAAGAUGAGAAAACAGUAUGAUUAAUUUUGGCAUCACCAUUCUUAUUUAACUUAUGAUUUUUUCCUGUCAA